GACGUCAGGCCGUUAGAGACAAGCGCGGAGCCGAGGCCGCACAGCAGCAGCCGUCACACAUACACACACUCACCGAGGGCGACUGCGCCUUUAAGACCCGCAAAACUAACAGCCAAACCAGCCUCGGUGUCAAUGUGCGAGCGAUGAAAUUACUCGAUAUGGUUUUGUUAAAACUCUUGAUGCUGUUAUACUGCUUAAGCGACACCAAAGGUCAGUAUGGGAAAUCCCUGAGCAAGUAUAUUCGACAUUAUGAAGGCCUGUCCUACGACACAGACGUCUUACACAGCAAGCACCAGAGGGCUAAGAGAGCUCUGUCUCACCAGGACCAGUUCCUGCACCUGGACUUCCACGCUCACGGCAGGCAUUUUAACCUUCGGAUGAAGAGGGACACCUCUCUCUUCGCUCCCGAUCUGAAGGUGGAAGUUUCUGGAGAAGAGAUUCCCUAUGACACCUCUCACAUUUACACUGGAGAAAUUUACGGUGAGAAGGGCUCUCUGACCCAUGGCUCUAUCGUGGAUGGGAAAUUUGAGGGUUUCAUUAAGAGCCAUAAGGGCACAUACUACGUAGAACCCUCAGAGAGAUACCUCAAAGACCAGAAUGUGCCCUACCACUCAGUCAUCUACCAUGAGGAUGAUAUCGAUUAUCCUCAUAAAUAUGGAGCAGAAGGUGGCUGUGCAGAUCACUCUGUUUUUGAGAGGAUGAAGAAAUACCAGGCAUCUGCAGUGGAGGAGCCCACCCAGCAUAUGAACCACGUGAUUGACGAAGAGAUGGCUGAUGGACCGGUGAUCCUGAGGAAACGUCGUGCAGCACAGGCAGAGAAAAAUACCUGUCAGCUCUUCAUCCAGACGGAUCACCUCUUUCACAAAUACUACGGCAGCAGGGAGGCUGUGAUCGCACAGAUUUCCAGUCAUGUGAAGGCCAUUGACUCCAUCUAUCAAAGCACAGAUUUUAAGGGCAUCCGCAACAUUAGCUUCAUGGUGAAGAGAAUCAAGAUCAACACUACUGAAGAUGAGAAGGAUACUUCUAACCCUUUUCGAUUUGCCAACAUUGGUGUGGAGAAAUUUCUUGAACUCAACUCGGAGCAGAAUCACGAUGACUACUGUCUAGCCUAUGUCUUCACAGAUAGAGACUUUGAUGAUGGAGUCCUGGGUCUGGCCUGGGUCGGGGCUCCUACAGGCAGCUCUGGUGGAAUCUGUGAAAAGAAUAAACAGUACUCCGAUGGGAAGAGGAAGUCUCUGAACACUGGCAUCAUCACAGUGCAAAACUAUGCAUCACAUGUUCCCUCCAAAGUCUCCCACAUCACCUUCGCUCAUGAGGUUGGACAUAACUUCGGCUCUCCGCAUGACUCAGGAAAUGAUUGCACUCCAGGAGAGUCUAAGACUCAGGACCAGAAAGAAAAAGGCAACUACAUCAUGUAUGCCAGAGCCACAUCAGGAGACAAGUUCAACAACAACAAGUUCUCCAUCUGCAGCAUUCGCAACAUCAGCCAAGUGCUGGAUAAGAAAAGAUACCUCUGCUUUGUUGAAUCUGGACAGCCCAUCUGUGGUAAUGGUAUGGUUGAGGCUAAUGAACAGUGUGACUGUGGCUAUAGCGAUCAGUGCAAGGACAAAUGCUGCUAUGAUGCCAGUGCGCCAGAGGGACUGAAGUGUAAACUGAAGCCAGACACUCUAUGCAGUCCUAGUCAGGGUCCAUGCUGCACACCAGAGUGCACCUUUAAGUUCAGCGAUGUGAAAUGCAGGGAGGAGUCUGAGUGUGCUCUUAAGGGCAUGUGCAGUGGAAACUCUGCCCAGUGCCCCACCUCAACGCCUAAAGAAAACUUUACAUCCUGCCACACAAAUAGCCAAGUCUGCCUUAAUGGGGUUUGCUCUGGCUCUAUCUGUCAGAAGUAUGGUCUAGAUGUUUGCACUUGUGCCACUGAGGAGGGGAAAGACGACACAGAGCUGUGUCAUGUGUGCUGUAUGGCAAAGGGUCAGCCCAACACUUGCAGCAGCACUAGCUCAGAGAGAUGGGUUCAGUACUUUAACAAAAAGGUCACCACGUUACAGCCUGGCUCUCCUUGUAAUGACUUCAAAGGUUACUGCGAUGUCUUUAUGAAGUGUAGGCUGGUGGAUGCUGAUGGCCCUCUGGCAAGGCUUAAGAAGGCCAUUUUCAACCCUGAGCUUUACACAAGCAUUGCAGAGUGGAUAGUGGAGCAUUGGUGGGCGGUUCUUCUAAUGGGCAUUGCUCUCAUCAUGCUAAUGGCUGGGUUUAUCAAGAUCUGCAGUGUGCACACACCUAGCAGCAACCCUAAAUUGCCCCCACCCAGACCACUGCCAGGCACACUGAAGAGAAGAAGAAAUCCCGCUGCACAGACCCAGCCACAGCACCAUCGCCAGCAGAGAGAGAACUAUCAGAUGGGCCAGAUGCAACACUGAGAAGUUCUCCUCAUUGCCUUGGUUCUUCCUAGUGCCUACAGUGGGAAACACUUCACUCCAAAGAGUUAGCUGAAUCAAUCAAUGAAGCCCCAUUAACAAACUAAGAAACUGGCAAAUAAAAGGACUUCAAAGGACUAUACUUAAGAAAACAACAGUUUUAAAGAUUAAGAAACCACUGCUCUGGGAGUCAGCAAAGCUUUCGUUGCGUAGCUCAGAGAAAAAAUUCAGAAGCUAGUCACGAGGAAGAGGACAGAAUCAAUUAAUCAAUUUUUUUUCUGCUUUUCAUAUUUUUUCUCAAGUUAUUAAACCAUUAUUUUUCCCUCUUAUGCCUUUUUAUCUUUUUUUUUUAUAUUAUCUUCUUUUUUGGGAUUGCCACCCUCCUGUGGAGAUAAGCAUGAUGGGAUGUCACAUAAAUAUUUCUGCCAAUCAACAAUGGCUGAGAGAACUCUUUAAAGAGACUCGUUUUCCAAUAUGUAAUUAAGAUGUUUUUUUUUUUUUAAACGCAAGCAAAAGGAUUAAAAAGCCUUUAUUUCUGAAGCUUUCUCAUUGUCUCCUGCGUGCAAUUGUACAGAGAUCACAAAAUACAUUGGAUCUUUUUCAGUCGUCAUUUUUUUUAUUCUGUUGGAUAAUGACAAUUAAGGAUAUUUAACUGACACUCAGGAUAUAAUAGGAAAUAAUCCUAUUAAUAGGGUUAAUAGAAUUUCUAUUGGUGAAAGGCCUUUGCUGAAAUUUGUGCAGAGCACCCCACCCCCCGCUGAUAAAUAACCACUAAAUAGCUGCAGUUCUUCAUUCCAUGUGGCCAAGGGAGUUAAUGAGAGAGGUGAUGGUUAAAAAAGAUAUGUCACUCUUAUAAGAAUCCUGAUCUGCUGAGAGUCACUGUUACUUUAUGUUCAGUCAGUAACACUGGUCCCACAGGAGACAGACUUGAGAAAAUAAGCACAUCAGGAAAGAUUUGGUUUUUCAAUACAUAAAAGGUCUUUAUUUUGCAAUAGGAUGUCGGAAACAGGAAAGUGUGGACAGUUACACAAAUGAGUAAAUCUCGGUAGUGUGCAUUCGUGAAAGGAUGGGAUAGAGAGAGAGAUGAUAGAAGCAAUCUGUAGAUCCUUUAGAGUGUUUUUACACACCAAUCAAUAUUUAUACAAAGGAACUUUUCUUAACAGUUUUCAGUUAUUACCUCUUUUAAUAGCUAAAAAAAGAAAAGAUCCAAACUAGCAGCCUAUAUAAUCAAAGCAUAUGCCUUGUGUUGCUAUUUAGUGUAUCUGAACCAGCCCAUGGUAAUUUCACCAUAUCACUGCAGUCCAACAUCUUUUUUUGAAAGAAAUCCUUCCAUUUUCUCUAAAUGUGCUUUUGAUUGUCUUAUGUGUGUGUCUCAACAAAGGCAAGAGGGUUGCAAAUAAUUCAUGCAUCACAAAUGUCCUUUUUUAAAUUUCUCUUUUUUUGCUUUUUUUGUAUUUCACCAGACCAGGAAUAUUUUGUCAUCUAUAUAAUUUUGUUGAAUGGGAUCCUGGUAGUGCGACUGAGAGUCCGAUGUUUCUAAAGUCUGUCUUCCCAAGCAACCUUGCAUCCUUUAAGGAUGUGCAUUUAAAACAUGGAUGAUUUGCUUAUUCCUAGAAGAGGAGUAUUCCCGACUAUAAGUCCUCCUUUUGAUCUAAAUCAUCACCUCAUUUGUGUGUCUCUGUAAAUGUUAAUGGGAAAAGGGUUUUUAGUGAGCUUAACUUUACUGCUCUGACUGCAAUUGGCUUCAAAUUAAUUAAUAAUUUCUGUUAUUCUGUGGUAAAUGGGUUUGGUUGAAUUUGUAAGGGGAUUUGGCCUAGGAUUUAAUUUUAAUUUUUUUUCAAUUUUUUUUGCUUGUCUUGCUUUAAGUUUAUAAAUAAUGUGCACUGAUAUGUAAGCAUGGUGUGUGGAUAGAAUAUGAAGAACAAGAUGGAGAAAAUG
This is a messenger RNA of Sinocyclocheilus anshuiensis, 4349 nucleotides long. Its product is annotated as disintegrin and metalloproteinase domain-containing protein 10-like. Gene Ontology annotation, biological process: membrane protein ectodomain proteolysis; Notch signaling pathway. The record is from RefSeq and is a predicted model, not a curated record. Gene Ontology annotation, molecular function: metalloendopeptidase activity involved in amyloid precursor protein catabolic process. Gene Ontology annotation, cellular component: synaptic membrane; plasma membrane. NCBI's taxonomy places the organism in Eukaryota, Metazoa, Chordata, Actinopteri, Cypriniformes, Cyprinidae. The transcript is spliced from 16 exons. The coding region runs from base 144 to 2414 and encodes 756 amino acids.